This is a messenger RNA of Rangifer tarandus platyrhynchus (Svalbard reindeer), 1149 nucleotides long. Lineage: Eukaryota; Metazoa; Chordata; Mammalia; Artiodactyla; Cervidae. The record is from the annotation of a GenBank genome assembly.
AUGGGUGACUGGAGUGCCUUAGGCAAACUCCUUGACAAGGUUCAAGCCUAUUCCACCGCUGGAGGGAAGGUGUGGCUGUCGGUCCUUUUCAUUUUCCGAAUCCUGCUAUUGGGGACAGCGGUUGAGUCAGCCUGGGGUGAUGAGCAGUCCGCCUUUCGUUGUAACACUCAACAACCUGGUUGUGAAAAUGUCUGCUAUGACAAAUCCUUCCCAAUCUCUCAUGUGCGCUUCUGGGUCCUGCAGAUCAUAUUUGUGUCUGUUCCCACACUCUUAUACCUGGCUCAUGUGUUCUAUGUGAUGCGAAAGGAAGAGAAACUGAACAAGAAAGAGGAGGAACUCAAAGUUGCCCAAACUGAUGGUGCCAAUGUGGACAUGCACUUGAAGCAGAUUGAAAUUAAGAAGUUUAAGUAUGGUAUUGAAGAGCACGGCAAAGUGAAGAUGCGAGGGGGCUUGCUGAGAACCUACAUCAUUAGCAUCCUCUUCAAGUCUGUCUUCGAGGUGGCCUUCUUGCUGAUCCAGUGGUACAUCUACGGAUUCAGCUUGAGUGCCGUUUACACUUGCAAAAGAGAUCCCUGCCCACAUCAGGUGGACUGUUUCCUCUCUCGGCCCACGGAGAAAACCAUCUUCAUCAUCUUCAUGCUGGUCGUGUCGUUGGUGUCGCUUGCCUUGAACAUCAUUGAACUCUUCUAUGUCUUCUUCAAGGGUGUUAAGGAUCGUGUGAAGGGAAAGAGCGAUCCUUACCACGCUACCACUGGCCCACUGAGCCCCUCCAAAGACUGUGGAUCUCCAAAAUAUGCUUAUUUCAAUGGCUGCUCUUCCCCAACCGCUCCUCUCUCGCCCAUGUCUCCUCCCGGGUACAAGCUAGUGACCGGAGACAGAAACAAUUCUUCUUGCCGCAAUUACAACAAACAAGCAAGUGAGCAAAACUGGGCCAAUUACAGCGCAGAACAAAAUCGAAUGGGGCAGGCAGGCAGCACCAUCUCUAACUCCCACGCACAGCCUUUUGAUUUCCCAGAUGACCACCAGAAUUCUAAAAAACUUGAUGCUGGCCACGAACUACAGCCUCUAGCCAUUGUGGACCAGCGGCCUUCCAGCAGAGCCAGCAGUCGCGCCAGCAGCCGACCCCGGCCUGAUGACCUGGAGAUCUAG